UAAAAUUCCGCCGUUAAUCAAAAAAUCCAAACCAAGCACAAAAACCCAUUACACUAGCAACAAACAUCUAUGGCGACGGAACGCCCCGUCGUCACCACCGCCGGCGCCACCCCAACUUCAAUUCCACCAGAGAAACGGUACACUUCAAUCUUCGACGUCUCAUCAAACUUUUUCGACGCCUGUCGGUUGCUUUCUCCUUCCGCAACUUCAGUAUCCGAUACCGCUAAAAAACUUGACAAUCUUACCGUCGUUGAAGCCCUCAAAGAAGACGAAACCGCCGUUAAAGAAGAUACAGUUCUCAAAAACGACGCCGUAAUACCUAGAUGGACAUGUAACACCUGCAAGGCUGAAUUUGAGUCGCUUCAAGACCAGCGCUCUCACUUCAAGUCAGAUAUUCACCGAAUUAAUGUAAAAUUAAGUAUUGCCGGAAAAAAUAUUGUGAAUGAAGAAGAUGUAGAUGAUUUAACCUUCGAUUCGUUUAAAGAUUAUGAUAUAUCAAGUAUUUCAGGAUCAGAAGAUGAAGCUGAUAAAAUAAUUUUAGCUCGCGGUGAUGUAUUACAGAAGGGAUUGAUUGGAAGUGUUAAGCAGAAGCUGUUUAUUCGUCUCGACAAAGGCCAUAAGGUUUCGAUUUGGAGGUCUUUAAUUUUGAAUGAUUAUGAAAGUGCUUCGUAUAGUAAUGAGAAUGAUUUUUUUGAGGAAUGUUUGAAAGAGAGUGAAGUGAUUGAGAGAUUGAAAUUUUUGAUUCAUGAGCCUAGAGAUAAGACUCGUUUACGGAUUGUUUUGCUUGCUAGUGGUGGGCAUUUUGCUGGCUGUGUGUUUGAUGGUAACUCUGUUGUGGCUCACAAAACAUUUCACAGAUAUGUGGUAAGGGGAAAAGCUGGUAAAAAACAAUCUUCGAAAGAUGGAGCUGGCAGGGCGGCACAUUCUGCUGGAGCUUCACUCCGUAGGUAUAACGAACUAGCUCUAAAGAAGGAUAUCCAAGAAUUACUUGCUGCUUGGAAGCCUUACUUUGAUGCUUCCAGUUCUGUUUUCAUUCAUGCCCCUUCAAGCAAUCGUCAACUCCUCUUUGAUGGAGAUACUGCAUAUUUUAGCCAUCAUCAUUGUUUUAUCCGAAAUAUACCACUAAAUGUCCGGAGGCCUACUCUUAAAGAAGCUAGGCGAAUAUAUAUUCUAUUGACACAAGUUGCCUUUGAAGCCGAUGAGAAGGAAUUUUCAUCAACCACCAAAGAAGUCUCUAUCUUAAGUGAAAUCAACGUCACUGAUGCCAUUCAAGACUCCAAAAAAGAGGAAUUGAAGGAUUUUGUUAGUUGUAGGGGAAUUCUUGAUGAUUCAUCAAUUCAUACAAACUCUAAUGAACUGAAUAUACCGCUUGAAAGUGAAAGUAAAGUGAUUGGUGUAACGACGCCUUUGCAUGAAGCAGCGCAGUCUGGCGAUGCUCAUAAAGUUCUGGAACUUUUAGAACAGGGUUUGGAUCCUUCUGCUAAUGAUGAAAGGGGGCGGACCCCCUAUAUGCUGGCAAAUGAGAAGGAAGUUAGAAACACUUUUAGGCGUUUUAUGGCGUUAAAUCUUGAUAGAUGGGAUUGGCAUGCUGCUAAAGUUCCUAGUGCAUUGACAAAAGAAAUGGAGGAAGUUCAAGCUGCUAAGCAGGCAGAGAAAGACGCUAAGAAGAAAGCCAGAGCAAAAGAGUUGAAGAAAUUGCGUAAAGCUAAAGAAAAGGCUCAGGCUCAGGCUGCCCCAACCCAGAACUCCAUGGCCGCAACAGCAGGGAAUUCAGUUGUGCCAGCUUUAGCUGUCAAGAAAGAGUCUCAAUCUAGUGGAAGAUUGCUACUAUCUAAAGAGGAGGAGUUAAAGAGGGCACAAGCUGCUGAGCGAGAAAAGAGAGCAGCUGCCGCUGAGAGGAGAAUGGCUACAACUCUAAAUUCCCAAAGCAGUGGUAUUAGCAACGGACAAUCGGUUAGCGGCUCUGCAGCUGAUAUUAACUGUUGCUGUUGUAAUACAUCAUUAGCUGGUAAAAUUCCAUUUCAUAGGUAUAAUUACAAAUACUGCAGCACCACAUGUAUGCAUGUACACAAAGAGGCCCUUGAAGAUGGAUAAUAUAAAUGCUGGCAGGCAGCUUGUAAUCUGUGUUUAUUUUGGUCCUUUAUUUUUGUGAUUAAUAAUUUCUUCACUUGGUUCA
Messenger RNA from Mercurialis annua (annual mercury), 2176 nucleotides. RefSeq lists its product as uncharacterized. Gene Ontology annotation, molecular function: protein binding. NCBI's taxonomy places the organism in Eukaryota, Viridiplantae, Streptophyta, Magnoliopsida, Malpighiales, Euphorbiaceae. The coding region runs from base 70 to 2094 and encodes 674 amino acids. The transcript has 7 exons. The record is from RefSeq and is a predicted model, not a curated record.